UGACUGCAUUUAGCACAAGCCUUCUUGAUCAAGACAUUAGAUACAUAGCAACCGUAGGCUCUCUAAACCAGCGCUCAGGCAGAAACAUGGCCAAUCAUAUAUGUGAAAAGGACAUCAACACUGGUAUUGAAAAGUUAAAGAUUUCUGGAUCUGAUGGUAAUGGCAGUCAAAUAACAACUCCAGAAGACAAACAGAGUAUAAAACAGAUAUUUUAUGAAAGUAUUUGCGAGAAAAGUAUGAAACAUAUUGUGUGUUUUAUUGAGAGUGAAAGUGUUAAUGUGAACACUGUCUUUAAUGAGCAAUUUGUGUCCAUGCAGUAUCACACCUGGACCCCAUUGCACAUAGCCUGCAAAAAGGGCAAUGUAGAACUUGUUGAGUGGCUGCUAAAUCGUGAAGCAGACCCUAAGAUUGAGGAUAAGAAGGGAGAGACGCCCCUUCAUGUUGCUUGUAAACAUGGCCAUGAUAAAUGUGUCCGGACACUGCUUAAUGCAAAUGAGUUUCUGAAAGAUAAACAAAAUAAACAAGGCCUAACACCACUGUGCAAGGCUCUUUACAGACUGGAAACAGCUUUUAAAGAAAACAACUAUUACAAAACCAUUGAGUUGCUAAUCAAUGCUGGAUGUAAUGUGAACCUGUCUCCCGUGACGAAUAUGACUCCCCUCCAUCUUGUAGCCAAGAGAUGGAGCAGCAAGGCGGUUGUAGAAAAGCUGAUAGCUGCCGGUGCUCAAGUGAACAUAGUAACCACAGACAGCAGCCCCCUCAUGUCUGCCCUGUGCAGGCAACGCGUGGACUCGGAAACUGUCCUGGCACUGAUCAAGGCUGGGGCUGAUGUGAACUACAAGAAUCCGAGUGGAAAAGCAGUGCUGCAUGUGGCAGUGGCCAAAAGUGAGGAUAUCUGUGUGGGACACCUGCUACUGGCUGGUGCAGACCCCAACAUCAAGGAUGCAGAUGGCAAUAGUCCACUGUGGAUUGCAGUCAGUGAAAACAAUGUUAGAAUCACACCUUUACUUCUUGGACAUGGAGGAGACGUAAACUUUGCAAACAAGGAGUACAACAUGUCACUGUUGUGUAAAGCCACUUUUAAUAGAAACAAAACUAUCACGAAGAUGCUAUUAGAUAGCCAUGCAGAUGUUGACAUGAUGACAAGUUUAGGUGCAAGCGCACUUCACUAUGCUGUAGAUAAUGGAAAUGAGGAUAUCAUAAGACUGCUUCUUGAGAGAAACUGCUACCUUGGCAAUUAUUCUUUGUUCAAAAACUUAUAUGACCCACAAAAUGCCUUACAGAUCGCACUGAGUAAUGGUGAUGCUGACAUUGUUAAGCUUCUUCUAAGAUAUGGAUUCCAGGUGAGGAUGAUGAGCCGUGAGUCUGUGCUAGAUAUUGUCAGGGACGAUGAGGAGCUUGUAGAGUGGCUCACAUACUUCCUGUCCACGCCCCAGUCACUGCUGCAUCUGGCCCGAGUCAAGCUCAGGCUUGUAUGUGGCACAGACCUCAUUAGGGUUCUAGAGGCGCUAGUUCAAGGUCACCACAUCCCAGAGCGUCUAGCUGACAUCAUUCUUAUGAAAGAUUGUGAAAAGAGUGCUGGUGAAGAAUAUGACCUGGAUUACUGUGAUUGGGAAUGAUUAUGUGUUUAAUAUCUUUGGCAUUCUUUGCUUUAUACAUUUAGUUUUCUGAUGAUAUAUGUAUUAUUCAAUGGGAUUUUGUUUCUUUAAUUAUAGAUAGUCAGUGACUUGGAGAUGCAUUUAUAUUAUAGUUUUCCUAGCGUUUAAGCUGUUUUUAAUCUUGAAGUAAGUACAGGUAGACAUUGUUAAAGUUUAAAGGCCCGGUAGAUACGGUAUAACAGUAUUCAAAGAUAAAAACCCAUUUGAAAAUUUAGCAAGACAUUCACAAUCAUGAAAGUGAGAAACAUAAUAAAUUCUAAAAAUCUUAAAACAACAAAGAAAAAUAAUAACAAAAAGCAAAAGUUUAGACUGGCAGCAGGAUUCUAACCCAGGACCCUGGAUUGCUAGACUUGUCUUGAAAGCUGAACCACUGAGGCAUUGAUACGUAACAGUUAUAAAACACCAUAUUAAAAAAAACAAUCCAUGAUUGUAUUGAUAUUUGUCAUCAUUGUAGCAAAAGUUGUCAUCUGUCAAAUGUUGGUUUUACUGGUGAAAUGAACAUACUUUUGAAUGAAUUAAACUUUUUUGUCAUUUUUUACUAGGACGAAAGAUUAAUGAGAAGCUCUUAAGAGGCCUAUGCAACUAGUUUUGUUUUUUAUUGACCAAGCCAAGAGUGUGGCCUCAGUUGAUCAUUUUUUCAUCAUUUAUUUAAGUGAUGUGCCUACCAUUUGCUCAGGCAUAUUUGGUGUUCAUAACAUGCAUUGAAAAUGAUCAUUUACACUGUAAUAGGAAGAAAACGGUUGGUGUCAUUAUCAUCACAGUUUCGCUUAAACAAUGUUCAAGGUAUUCCCAUGAAACUUUAUAGUACACGCGGUAACAUUUACAAGACGCAUGUUUGUAGCAAGGCCUGUGACUAUGGCUUAAAGAAUAGUUGGGUAAUGCCCUUUGAUCAACGUAACAGAUGAGUGUUGCUUUCUGACUGAGGUACUCUUGUUAGGGCCACAAAAUUAACUUGCAUAUGUCCCAUUAUACACCAUCAAAGAUAUGAGCUACAAACUUUCUAUACUCGCUCAUAGAAGCAAUACGCUCUUUUAUGACUAGUCAUUUAACUGCAGCUAAAUCAUUUCAGAUUUAUAGCCCUUUGUUAAACUUGUUACUUCAAUUUAGUAAAUCAAUGUACAUUUCAUCAAUACUUGAAAAGUGGUUGAAGAAAUUUGAUUUAACUGAAAGGAUUUACGAAUGAACAUGUGUAUUAGAAAUAGGGUUAACAAAUUACCUCCCUUGAUCUGAUUGUGUGUGUUUUUAAAACCCAUUUUGUGGACAAGUGAAUGAAAAAUUAAUUAUGAAUUAUUCACAAUAUAGGAUUGACUGUUGCACAUUUAAAGAAUAAUAACUAAGUUGCCCAUUGUUCCAAAAUUGCCUCCCUUUAUCUAAAAUGUUUAAGCAAAUGAUUUUACUUUUCACUAUAACUUGAAAAGUUUUGGAUGGAAGUGAAUGAAAGUUGAAACAUAACUAGAUGGCAAUAGCUAGUUAUGUCCCUAAAUAUUGAUGUUUGAGUUAGCUUUGGUUGAGCAUAAUCUUUACAAAAUGUUAUGAAGUUUCUUUUGGCUCAAACAAAUGUAAAUUUGUGCACAGAGCAAGAGUUGAACCAGACUUGAAUACCAAGAGUUUCUGUCUGUAAGCCUUACAACAUAAUCCAUCUUGAGUCUUGCCAACAUUCCUGACAGUGGUGUGAUCCUGUUUUAUGACUGCUGGGUUACCACAUACUAUUACUAUGUUACACAAUCAAUCUGGGGUUUUUUCUGAUAUGUCAUGAGUUCUAGUUACUAGCAUGGUGGCUUUUAGUUUGUGUAUUAUUUUGUUAGUUUUAUGUAUUAUUAUACCCCCACAAACGAAGUUUGAGGGGGUAUAUAGGAGUGAGCUUGUCGGUCGGUCGGUCGGUCGGUCGGUCGGUCGGUCUGUCUGUCGGUCGGUCGGUCUGUCGGUUUUCAUGGUUUCCGGACGAUAACUCAUGAAAGGCUAGACAGAUUUGAAAAUUUUUUGGUACACAGGUGUAACAUCAGAAGAUACAGGUCAAGUUCGAUAUUGGGGCUGGUGGGGCCAAGGUCAAGGUCACUGUUACUAAAAAUAGAAAAACGGUUUCCGGACGAUAACUCAUGAAAGGCUAGACAGAUUUGAAAAAUUUUUGGUACACAGGUGUAACAUCAGAAGAUACAGGUCCAGUUCGAUAUUGGGGCUGGUGGGGCCAAGGUCAAGGUCACUGUUACUAAAAAUAGAAAAACGGUUUCCGGACGAUAACUCAUGAAAGGCUAGACAGAUUUGAAAAAUUUUUGGUACACAGGUGUAACAUCAGAAGAUACAGGUCAAGUUCGAUAUUGGGGCUGGUGGGGUCAAGGUCACUGUUACUAAAAAUAGAAAAACGGUUUCCGGACGAUAACUCAUGAAAGGCUAGACAGAUUUGAUCAAUUUUUGGUACACAGGUGUAACAUCAGAAGAUACAGGUCAAGUUCGAUAUUGGGGCUGGUGGGGCCAAGGUCAAGGUCACUGUUACUAAAAAUAGAAAAACGGUUUCCGGACGAUAACUCAUGAAAGGCUAGACAGAUUUGAACAAUUUUUGGUACACAGGUGUAACAUCAGAAGAUACAGGUCAAGUUUGAUAUUGGGGCUGGUGGGGCCAAAGUCAAGGUCACUGUUACUAUAAAUAGAAAAACGGUUAAACCUUGGAGUUAUGGCCUCUUUUCAAAGGAAUGGUUUGCCAUUCCUGUGUCCAGGCGGCAUUUGGGGGUAUUCGUCACUCCUGUGACAGCUCUAGUUAUAGUAGUUGUAUGUAUCAUUUUGUUUUUAAAGUAGACAUCUGAUAUUAAGGGGCUGUAACUUACUGAUUGACAUUUGGAGCUCCUCUGCCAUUUUUAUCGAAAACAACCUCGGAUGUAUUUGGACGGUUUACAUACUCAAAAAGCCGUACGUUUAAGUCUGCUGCAAGUAGAUCACGUAGUACUUUUAUUUAGCAUUUAACUCUUGGGAAUCUUAAUUAUGUUUGCAAUAAUACACUUCACUGGCAAUCAGUUUAAACUAAGAUCAAUAAAUACAACUGUAAAACACUACAUUUCAUUAAUAAUGUAAUUCAAAAAUUUACAAACUACCAUACUUCAACUGAUGUUCCGGCAGACAUCCGAGGUUGUUUUCAAUAAAAAUGGCCGAGGAGUUCUGAAUGACUGAUUGACAGCAAAAAUAUGUAAUUGAUAAUUAUUUAUGUACAUUUCACUUAAUGUCCUUUUUUUAAGGUAUGAUUUGAAAAACUUCUUAUUAGGUGUUUUUUUGUUUAUCCUUUUUUUUGUUUAUCCUUUAAAAUUCUGUAAAAUUAUUUUUAUUUUUUUGCUUGUAAUUGAACAUGGCACAUGUAAACUCACAGUCAUCUAUUUUAGUGAUAAAAAUAUUACAUAAUUUUGUAAUAUUAUGUUGAUGUUGUUUGCUGAUAUUUUCAGACAAGUAUUUGUUCUUAUGAUUCUGUUUAACCAUUUGUAUUUGCUUUUCAACAACUGUGAUGUUCUUUGAAAUCCUGUAUUUGUGAUAUUUUAUAAUUCAAUAAUCACGAGUCUUUGAAUAAACAGGAAUUCACAUUCUUGUCUCAAUGUAUUCAUUCUAAUGGUCAUUGUAAUUUUCCCUUCGGCCAAAUACCUUUUGCUUUAUGAGUUGAGAUUGGAAGAAUAUCAUAGGUCAGGGGGUUGACACAAACUAUAUUUCCUGGGGAUCACGAAGGGACACCUACAGUUGAACUAAACUGUCUCUUAAUGAAGUCAGGAGUCCUUUCGAAAAUGUGUCCUUGUUCUGUAUAUGUGGUUGUUUCGUCUUUUAUAAGCCUGUUUUACAAAGAAUUGAUGUAUGGUGUAGAAGGGCUCUUAAAUUCUUCAGUUUAGUAUUUUGAAAUCCAACUAGUUGUUUCUUUAUUAUCACAAUAAAUAAUCAGCAAAAUAUUUUUCAUCAAUAAUUUAUUUUUGGUGAACAUAAAAUGUGUUUUUAUCAAACUUUAAAUUAUUAAAAAAUCUGGGUGUGGAGUCGCUGCAUGAAAUUUGAUGUCCUUUGGAUCCAUUAGUGUUCAACGCUGCAGGUUGUUAUAUUUAGAUUUAUACUCGUCUGUUGCACUAUACUUCUCAUGUCUAUCUGUCUGUUCAUUCGGUGUUGGUGUUUUUUAUUGUUUUGUUUUAUAUACCGGUAUAUUUGCUGAGCUCAUGGUCCUUAAGAACGUUGGUCAUUAUAAACAAGUAGAUGUAAGCUGUAUUAAUUUUGAAGUCAAAAGGGAAGUUCAAAGAGACGUUUAGCAAUAAUAUGGUUUCAGAGCAAUUUUUUUACUUGAAGGUCAGCUGGUAAAAGUUCUGUUUGUUUCUUAAAAAAACACAGUCACUUCAUAUAUCUUGUACAUGAAGAUAAAUGAUCAGGUUGUAAUCCUUUUGAUUAACUCGAAAAUGAGAUUAUUAUGUACUAUAAAUCUGCUUGGGAAGCCUAUAAUUUAUUACCAGUCCAUGGUUAUUGAAAAUCUCCCUGUUCCGAAGGCUAUGUCACAUGUUCUACUUCAUUUUCCCUUUCACGUCAGGCAAAUCAGCGCUCCUGUUAUCAAUUAUUUCAUAGUGAUGUUGUAUCUUUCUUCACUGAUGUUAUUUGGUGUAUUAAAACUGCCAAAGUUGUUUCUGCAUACUGGUAUUUAUCAACAAUAAUACAUAUUUUAGUCUGGUACGACAUAAUGGCAAUCACACAGAACAAUUCACUAUAUGAUUGUUUUU
Mya arenaria is the source of this 6376-nucleotide messenger RNA. RefSeq names its product ankyrin-3-like. The transcript has a single exon. Gene Ontology annotation, cellular component: cytoplasm; nucleus. NCBI's taxonomy places the organism in Eukaryota, Metazoa, Mollusca, Bivalvia, Myida, Myidae. Gene Ontology annotation, molecular function: protein binding. Bases 87 to 1619 code for a protein of 510 amino acids. The record is from RefSeq and is a predicted model, not a curated record.